This is a messenger RNA of Vanessa tameamea, 1252 nucleotides long. RefSeq names its product ankyrin repeat and ELMO domain-containing protein D-like. Lineage: Eukaryota; Metazoa; Arthropoda; Insecta; Lepidoptera; Nymphalidae. The coding region runs from base 84 to 1037 and encodes 317 amino acids. The transcript has 3 exons. The record is from RefSeq and is a predicted model, not a curated record.
UUAAAAUAAUUUGUUUCGCAAUAAUAUGGGUCUUUGGUCUAUAUAAGGACUUCCUUGACAUUAUUAAAAAACUGUCCAACGAAAUGGGUACUAAAGGAUUAAUCAUUUUUGCCUUUGCAUUCUGUAUAGUUGGGGUUUGCCAGGCUCAAUACUAUGGUAGAAUGCGAGGUUUGAAUUCUAUUCACAAAGACGCUUGCACUUGCACUUGUGAAGAUCUCGCCUCACUUAUAGCCUUAGCGCGAGCUUUAGAAGACAAGGAACUAAUUUCUUGUACACCAACAACACCACCACCACCACCACCGCCACCACCACCAACAAAUCCGAUCCCAUGUCUCAGCAACUUUGAAGAUCUGAUCAUGAAAUUAGUUAACGCUUUGGUUUACACCGCCACGGAAACAACUAAAAAUUCCUGCCACUGUCCACGUGCCUCGCCUGUUCCGAUGUCUACUAGCUCCAACUCAUAUUAUUCUAAUUCAGAUGAUGGUUUAAUCAAUAUCGACCUUAUUAACUCAAAAAAUAAAAAUAAUUUAUUAGACUUAGAUGUCGCUAAUCAAAAUGUUGUGGGCAUUGGACUGGGAGGAACAGAUUACAACGGAGCUCCUCCAACAGGGCAUAAGCCAUCUAGUCCAAAACCAUCGGGCCAUAAUCCAAAAGGUCAACAACCAACGGGCUCUCACCCAACAGGCGUCAAAAAUCCACCAACAAACAAUUCUAAUUCAAACGAGGGAUUAGUAAACUUAGACCUUCUUAAUCCCAAUAAAAAUAAUAAUGUGUUAGACUUGGACAUUGGCAAGCAGGAUGUCCUUGGUGUGGGUUUAGGUGGAGGCGGCGGUGGAGGUACAGCUCCAAAUACUAAUCACGGCUACACAAACAGUGCACCUAAUUCUGGAGAAGGCUUAAUUAAUGUAGACGUACUUAAUCCAAAUAAAAAUAAUAAUGUGUUAGACUUGGACAUUGGUAAGCAGGAUGUCCUUGGUGUGGGUUUAGGUGGAGGUGGAGGUGCAGCUCCAAAUACUAAUUACGGCCAUACAAAAUAAUGCAUCUAACUCUUGAUAUGGAUUAGUUAAUCUAGACGUACUUAAUCCCAACAAAGAAAUGAAUGUCCAAUACAUUUGGAUGUGGGUAAACAAACUUUGUUGGGUGUGGGACUUGUUAAUUAAAAGAAAUAUGUGUUACUUGUAACUAUAUUUAACUAUGCUUAAUCCUCGAACGAAAUCAUUUUAUUUGUUGCAAAUAUAAAACCAAAUGAAAA